GUCAGAAUCUAGACGCGCUCGGAGCUCGAAUAAAUUUCUACUUAUCGCCUUUCACCCUGCUCGCCGUUCGUACUCAGUGAGCGCAAGCUCGUUUAUGACUUUCACUCAGAACACUCGCGACGAUUAUCUCAGCGACCUCGUAUACUCCCUGCUCAACCAUUAAAGCCUGCUUGCAGUCAUGAUUUCGCCUCGAAUCCUUCGCCUUGCCAUCCCUCGUCAUGCUCGGGGUCUCGCAUCCCAAGUGGGGAACAAUACGCAUAUCCCCGGAGUGCUGCACUUGAAGACGGGGCAGUCUUUCUACGGACGGUCCUUUGGUGCGCCCAAGAGCAUCUGGGGAGAAACCGUGUUCUCCACCUCUAUCACUUCUUACACCGAAUCUAUGACCGAUCCCUCCUACCGCGGUCAGAUUCUCGUUUUCACCACACCCCUUAUUGGCAAUUAUGGAGUCCCGCGCAACGAAGCACCUGUGGAUAACAAGGACGUCGGUGUCGUCCUCGAAUCUCAGAACAUCCAGUGCUCUGCAGUUGUCGUAGCUGACGUCGCCGAAAAAUUCUCACACUACCUGGCGGUCGAAAGUCUUGCGUCUUGGUGCCAGAAGAACGGCGUACCAGGUAUUACUGGUGUCGACACCCGUGCUAUCACCCGUCUAUUGCGCGACCAAGGGACGACCCUCGGUCGAGUGGCCGUGGGUUCCGACGCCUCUCUGCCUCCGCCCAAGCCCGAAGAAUAUUGGGACCCGACCACGGAGAACUUGGUCGACCAGGCCUCCACCAAAGCGCCGUACACUCUUAACCCCAACGGCGACGUCAAAAUCGCCGUUCUAGACUUUGGCGCGAAGGCGAACAUCCUGCGGUCCCUUGUCCGCCGCAACGCGUCCGUCACCGUCCUGCCCUGGAACUUCGACUUCAACACAGUCAGAGACCAGUACGAUGGUCUUUUUCUGACCAACGGGCCUGGCGAUCCCAAGCACUGUAUGGAGGCGGCGAUGAACCUUCGCAGAACGUUCCAGGAAUGGAACAAGCCGAUCUUUGGUAUUUGCAUGGGACACCAGGUGAUUGGGAUGGCAGCGGGUUUGGAGGCGUACAGAAUGAUGUUUGGGAACAGAGGGCAUAAUCAGCCUGUACUGGCCCUGGCGAGCUCUGGGUCCAUUAGAGCCGGAAGGGUGUACGUCACUAGCCAAAACCAUCAGUACGCUCUGAAGUUACAAGAUCCUUUCCCCGAGGGCUGGGAACCUUUCUUCAUUAACUGCAAUGACUCGUCUGUUGAGGGUAUUAAGUCCACAGCGGAUUCUGGGAAGAAGAUUUGGGGUGUGCAGUUCCACCCUGAGAGUGCCGGCGGUCCCCUGGACACAAUUGAGAUGUUCACGGACUUUGUAAAUGAGUGCCGGGCGAUGCGGUUACAUAGACGAGCGGAGACUGGAGGAGAUGUGAUGGGCGCGCCGAAGGCUGCUCCUGGGAUGGCUACCGUCGAGUCACCCCAGCCGAUUUCUGUUGCUGCUUGAUUCCUCUUGGAUGUGAUAUAUAGAAUGUACAAUGUUUGUUGUGCUACAUAAGGUUAUAAUCGUCGCGUAUGAAAUGGUGUUCAUUGAGAUGCGCACUUGAAGUUGGAAGCUGG
Messenger RNA from Gloeophyllum trabeum ATCC 11539, 1614 nucleotides. Its product is annotated as small subunit of carbamoyl phosphate synthase. Gene Ontology annotation, molecular function: carbamoyl-phosphate synthase (glutamine-hydrolyzing) activity. The transcript has 6 exons. Gene Ontology annotation, biological process: L-glutamine metabolic process; L-arginine biosynthetic process; 'de novo' pyrimidine nucleobase biosynthetic process. The record is from RefSeq and is a predicted model, not a curated record. Gene Ontology annotation, cellular component: cytoplasm; carbamoyl-phosphate synthase complex. Bases 179 to 1501 code for a protein of 440 amino acids. Lineage: Eukaryota; Fungi; Basidiomycota; Agaricomycetes; Gloeophyllales; Gloeophyllaceae.